Messenger RNA from Hydra vulgaris (swiftwater hydra), 1567 nucleotides. NCBI's taxonomy places the organism in Eukaryota, Metazoa, Cnidaria, Hydrozoa, Anthoathecata, Hydridae. The record is from RefSeq and is a predicted model, not a curated record.
AAAGUGGCACGAGGUAAUAAUAUCGUAAGAGUUCUAGUUUGUAUCAAUGCUAUCUUAUCAAUAUUUGGCAUUGGAAAAUCAAGAAUAGAAAGAAUAAGAGGAUCUCUUGUUAAGACAGGAGUUCCUCCUUUAAACCAGCAAGGAAAACAUACAAAUCAACCUCUCGCCUUUUCAGAGAAUAUUGUAAAUAGUAUCAUUGAUCAUAUCAAAUCUUUUAAAGGACGCCAAAGUCAUUAUGCUUUGCAUGAAACUAGAAAGUUGUAUUUGCCAGAGGAUCUUAAUUUAUCGAAAAUGUAUAAUAUGUACAAAGAGCGUUUCCCACAAAAUAAAGUUUGUCGUGAAAGCUACAGGUACUUUGAUAACAUUUAUUUGCUUAUUUAUGAGUUUUAUUUCAUAUUAUCGAAUUGUCUACUUUUCUUAUCAGGAAAAUAUUUGCAGAAAAAUUUAACAUCAGCUUUGGUUAUCCUCGUAAAGAUACUUGCUCAACAUGCGACAAGCUCAAUAUUAUACUUGAAAAUCAAGACACUGCUGCAGAUCAUCAGAUCAUCAAAGCUAGUCACGAAAAAGAACUUCAUUUGCGAAAAGCAGAAAUGUUUUAUACCAGAAAGAGAGAAGCACGUAGUAAUUUAAAAACUUGUCAUGUAGCUCUUGCUUUUGACUUUGCGAAGAAUACGAGUUGUCCUAAUGUUUCUACAAAUGAUGUUUAUUAUCGUAGACAGCUCUCUAUGUACACAUUUAAUAUACACUGCUUAGGGUCAAAUAGUGUUCACUUGUUUUGUUACGAUGAAACUUAUGGGCAAAAAGGAGCGGACAAUGUAGCGAGUAUGCUGGAGUACUAUUUUGAAGACAUUAUACCAAAAGAUGUAUCUCAUUUGCAGCUUUUUUGUGAUUCCUGUGCUGGGCAAAAUAAGAACUGGACUGUUAUUCGUUUUUUGCACUUCAAUGUUGUGAAUAAAAAACGGUUUCACGAAAUAAAGAUAUCUUUCCCAAUAAGAGGCCACAGCUACAUGGAGUGUGACCGAGAUAUGGUGUUAGUUAAUCAAAAGGUUCGAGCAGAGCUACCAGUAAAUUGGAUGGAAGAAUAUCAUACCUGUCGUGAGAAACCUUCGCCAUUUAAAAUUAUCAAGAUGGAACUGAAAAUGUUCUUUAAUUUUUCUGAUCAUAUGAAACAAUUUUACAAAGUUAAAUGUCCAAUACCAACACGUCCUAUACGUGAAAUAAUUUUCUCUCAAGAUUUUCCUACUGUGUUACAAUACAGAUUUAAUUGGAAUGGACCUUUUGAAAGAGUUGCCAUAACAAAAGCUAUAGGAAAAAAGAAGCAGUUAUUGCGAAAACCCCUCACACGUUUGUACAACGAGAGAUUGCCGAUCAGCUGUGCCAAGUAUGCGGACCUUCAAGUUCUAAAAUAUUUUUGCAUGCCAGAGGCCCAGCAGUUUUUUAACGACCUGCCUUACAAAGGUCAGUUAAGUGAUGAUGAAUUAGUAUCAGAAUUGUCUGAAUAUGAGUCAAUUUAAAUUACUGUAACAGUUAGUGAUUAAAGGAAAAAGAUAAAUUUAUUUUGAAGUCA